CAUUUAAAACUCAUUAAAAGUUAUGUUAUUUUUGUAUGACUCUUAAAACGGCAUUUCAAUUCUCAAAGCUUUUUAUUAAACAAAUAUUUAGCGCUCUUUCAAAGUAACCAUUGAUUUGAUUGUAGACUUGACUUCUUCUAUCGGAUCCAUUCCUCCUCUUCUUCUUCUUUAUCAUCACUAGUUAUGGCCACUCACGUCAUACUACUAGUCCAGGCCAGCACUGGUGAGACCCGACGCUAUACAGACUACGAUUGUCUGAAUGAUGCACUCGAAGGUGUGUGCCAUAUGUAUGAACAGCAUAUGAAGAAACAGUUUCCCACCGAAACUGAAUUGUUUUACGAUUUAAGCCAACUCUUUGAAUUUGUCGAUCACUUAACUGAUCUAAACUUUUUGGUCUUCCAGAAGACCAGCCAUUCCUAUGUUCCGUAUACUAAGGAAUGGAUUAAAGAGAAACUGUAUAUAAUGUUACGUCAGGACAGCGAUCGUGAAUUGGCUGAACAGGCAAACUGUGACAACAACAACAAUACCACUGAAAUGGUUGUCAAUUGAUUGUCCAAUUGGUGGCCACAUAUUCCCACCGAUCAGUUCACACUUCACUGACACAUAUUUUGCCAUUUUUUAAAAAAAGUCAUUUAUAUUUAACGGUUGAUUACUUAAGAUUUAAGAAAAAAUAUUGUUAUAUAUGUUAUAUACUGUUAAUUACUGCUAUUAUUAUAAUUUGAUAAUAAUGUUUGACAUUUUUUGUUUGUUUGUUUGUUUUUAAUUCAAUUAAUAGACAAAUUUGAUUCACUUUUUUAUAUCUAAUAACUCUCACAAAGCAUUUAUUUUUUGCUAAUAUUUUGACCAAAAAGAAAAUAUUUUAUUUGAAAAGCAAUA
Oppia nitens is the source of this 876-nucleotide messenger RNA. RefSeq names its product enhancer of rudimentary homolog. Bases 184 to 549 code for a protein of 121 amino acids. The transcript is spliced from 2 exons. The record is from RefSeq and is a predicted model, not a curated record. NCBI's taxonomy places the organism in Eukaryota, Metazoa, Arthropoda, Arachnida, Sarcoptiformes, Oppiidae.